Molecule: messenger RNA, 2394 nt
Organism: Giardia duodenalis
Lineage: Eukaryota; Fornicata; Diplomonadida; Hexamitidae
Product: putative SNF2 family helicase
Exons: 1
Coding region: 1-2394 (797 amino acids)
Biological process (GO): replication fork processing; DNA repair
Cellular component (GO): nuclear replication fork
Source: RefSeq, a predicted model, not a curated record
AUGUCCUCUCCAGGUGAGCAAAUCCCCCAGCCAAAACCCUUUCGUCCAUGUCCGUUUAUUCGAUCAAUAAGAGAUGCUCUUACUGAUAGUAAGCACAGCGUUGACAAUGUGGCGGCUACUGAACCACCUCUUAAAAGUCCCGGUCCAUUCCUCGUAUCACCUUCUCAACCAGCAACACUCACAGCAGAGGAUCUACCUGAAGACAAGAAAGCUUCUGCCACUUCAUUUACUUCCAUUAUUGUGCAAACCAAGUGCCCCUUAUGUGGUACUGAAAGUACUCCCAACAAAAGCCAAUCCAGAGAUAUCCGCAAAGGAAAGGUGACAGCAAUCCAUAUGCAACAACCAGAAAUAAAGGCGAUAAUAGAUCUAACGUGUCAACUAAUUGAAGUUACUGUUGUUAGGAUCGACGUGGUAUUUGUUCAAAGUCUAUCAAGCACACCUUCCGUGCCACAAUCUAUACAAACCGCCAUUGACAGUUGCUCCACCGCAAAGCGAAUCCAAACAGCAUCUAUAGACUGCCCUACUCUUUCAAACAAAGUACCCCGUUCUCGCACAGCAUACACUGUUUCGGUAUUAGAGUACAACCAGCACAUUAAAGAUAUAGAGAAAAAGACUCGCAAUUUUACCGCGGAACGAUUAAACGGAGUGCUCGUUAGAGCUAAUGUAUGCAUUCCGCUGGCCUUACUAAACUGGUCUCUCCCUGUAAUUAUAACCAACAAUAGAAUAAAACGAGAAGAGCACAAGAGUUAUAAGUAUAGUAUUGAUCCAUCCACUCCAAACUUGUACAGUCUGCGGCCAUGGCAGAGGGAAGCAAUAGAGUUUUACCUUUUACGUGGAGGGAAGUGCAUCCUGGCAGAUCCUCCAGAGAUGGGUGUUGCUGCGCAGGCUCUUCUUAGCACAUACCAGUACAAGGACAGCUUCCCGCUGUUCAUAAUCGUGCAUACAAACUCUAUUUCAUACUGGAAAGAACAGGUGUAUCUGUGGUACAAUACCGAGCCAGCGCGGCGUAGUUGUAUGUCGCAGUGGUUGAAAGAGAAGGACGCGCAUGAGGCAAAGACAAAUAGUCUGAAAAAGGUGGCUCUAAAGCGGUCUUCAGGAUCUGAAGUCAAAGUGAUGAAGCGAACGAGGCUCAGACGGGUUUAUGAGCUGCCAUGUGAGUAUAACAUCAACCCAGAUAGUGCCUCUGCUAUCUACGCUCUAGGGUAUGAGGACAUCACAUCUCGUGGUGCCUUUUCACAAGUAUACACGCACGCAGUUCAGACAUGCUUCGAAGGCGUUACUGUUUGUAGAAGACGGAUGAUUAUCGUCCUUACAGCACAAAACUUUCUGACUCUCUAUAAAAAUGGCCUAAUUCACACUCAAUCGUCAACGUUUAUAUUAUCGGACGCCCAAGAUUACAAAGAUAUGUCUUCAAAGCGUACCAAAGAGCUCUCUCUAAUCUUAUCUACUUGCUCCCGUGUAAUAACAUGCAUCUCUAUUGCCUGUGUGAGCCUUUUGAAAGUCCUACAUCCACAACUAAUCAUACUAGGCUUAUCUCUCGGAAGGAUGGAGUUUCUUGCACGUUAUUGUGAGCUGAAAAAGCGAGAAUUAAGAAGCGGAAAAGUUAUUACGACAGCAUCAGGAGUAAGCAUGCAAGAUGAAUUAGCGUAUAUAUUUGGUAUAUGUUGCCUCAGCAGAUUGUCUGAAAGGUACGUUGGGCCUAAACAACGCUUUAUCCUAUAUUUAGAAGGUGAAAGGGACACGCGGACUAACAGAAGCACAGACAAUGACAUGCUUAUUGAGGUGCGUGACUCCGAAGUAGCUGUGAUGCUUCUAGCAGAUACGCUUGCGGGAUUCUAUUCUCUUAAUUCAAUACAGUUCAUAGUUAUCGUACAUGGAAAAGAGACAGGAGACUUAUUAGCAGAUGCUCUACGCAACAACGGAUUGAAAGUAGAAAGCAUUAGUGAGAAAAGAAAUAUGAAUGCCUCUUUAGACAGCAUACACAGGCUCCAAAGCGGCGAGCUAGCCGCCUUGGUGUGCAUAGACGACGCUGUAUCCAUAUGUUUUGCCCUUAGUCGUACAUAUGUAUGCUUCUUUGUAGGACUACUGUGGUCGUCAAGCGAAAUCAGCAUGUGGGAGAGCAAGCUGCAGACGAUCCUCAGCGGCAACAAGCGGCAAUGUAGUAUCUUCAUAACUGGCCCAGACGAUAGGAGCUCACGUAAUAGUAGGGACAGUUCUAUUAGUAGCGCCAAAGCAAACUUUUCCCCACAUCUACACCCCCUAGAUUCCUCUGUAAGAGAAAACUUCAUUGUUCACCUUUUGCACUCGUGGAAGGUCCCCAGGUGGGACAGCUAUCCACAUCUCUCGCUAAGUACUUUACUAGGUAAACGCAUGGAGACGUGGUUCCAGGGUUAG